GCCGGUGGGCGGAGCUUCCCGCGGGGCUCGGCGCGUCUGGCAGGGUAGGACCCUGCCUCGCGACUGCGGUGGGGACCGGGACCACCCUCUGCCGAUGGGACGCCGAUCUCGGGUUCCGUCCUGGAGACAAUAAAGGUGUGGCGAAGGUCCCGAGGUGAGGCCGGUGCCACUACACUUAGCCCCGCGAGUCCCCUAGGAACCGGUCGAGAAAUGGCCUUGUUCCUGCGGGCCGGAACGGGCUCCGCAUCCGGAGAGUCUUAGAACGAGCGCUGUCAGCACCCGGAGGGUCACUUCCUUCGCUGCAUGAUCCUGCCUGUCGUCCACAGUGGUCCUCAUGAAAGAAGUAAAUUUUUCUCAGAAUAAAUUUUCAUAAACAUUUUUGGUUUUGGGGUGAUUUUUUUUUUGCCUUCCUGAAAAUACAAAGCAGCUACUGCUGUGAAGCGCUGUUCUGUGACAAUCUAUCUUCCAUGCAAAGGCAAGGUGUUUGCAAUGCCCAAAAUGUAAGUGCCAGUACAUCUCUUCUUCUUUUAAAGUGGUCCUCUUCUUUUGAAUGUAGUGUUAUUACAUUCCAAUGACAAGUAUUUAGACCGUCUCUUCCUGCUGUACUUCAUUUUAAAGAAAAGUAACUGCUAACGUUAAUGGAGCGUUUACCCUGUGCCAGUCAAGAUCUAAGCAUUUAAAAUGGAUCGUCCCACUGAUCCUGAGAACAACCUUUUCAGGUUAAUCUGGAGUGAAGGAAUGGAGGCUGCCAAGGAGAAUGCCAUUGAACCAGAUAGCAGGCUCUUGCAGACAUCCCAGCAAGAGGUGAUGCUAAUGUGGACUUGGGAGAUGGCAGAGCAGUCGCAGAAAACUGGACGGACUUCAGAGCUCUCAUUUGUGCUGUGCACUGUCUUCAGUCCUGGGGAUUUGAAGAUGAGAGUCCUUGUACCUCAUUUGGGAGGCUGAGAGCUGUCAGAAGUGCUUCAGAAGCCACGCAGCAUUCCCAUGGUUCGGCAUGGAUAUCGGCGGGACGCUGGUUAAGUUGGUCUACUUCGAACCGAAGGAUAUUACAGCUGAAGAGGAGCAAGAGGAAGUGGAAAACCUGAAGAGCAUCAGGAAGUAUUUGACUUCUAACACUGCUUACGGCAAAACUGGGAUCCGAGACGUCCACCUGGAACUGAAAAACUUGACCAUGUGUGGGCGGAAGGGGAACCUGCACUUCAUCCGCUUUCCCAGCUGUGCGAUGCACAGGUUCAUCCAGAUGGGCAGCGAGAAGAACUUCUCCAGCCUGCACACCACGCUCUGUGCCACAGGAGGCGGCGCCUUCAAGUUCGAAGAGGACUUCAGAACGAUUGCUGACCUGCAGCUCCACAAGCUGGAUGAACUGGACUGCCUGAUUCAGGGCCUGCUUUACGUUGACUCCGUGGGCUUCAACGGCAAGCCGGAAUGUUACUAUUUUGAGAAUCCCACAAAUCCCGAAUUGUGUCAAAAAAAGCCGUACUGCCUCGAUAACCCAUACCCUAUGUUGCUGGUGAACAUGGGCUCAGGUGUCAGCAUCCUAGCCGUGUACUCCAAGGACAACUAUAAAAGAGUUACAGGGACCAGUCUUGGAGGUGGAACAUUCCUAGGCCUAUGUUGCUUGCUGACUGGUUGUGAGACCUUUGAAGAAGCUCUGGAAAUGGCAGCUAAAGGCGACAGCACCAAUGUUGAUAAGCUGGUGAAGGACAUUUACGGAGGAGACUAUGAGCGAUUUGGCCUUCAAGGAUCUGCGGUAGCAUCAAGCUUUGGCAACAUGAUGAGUAAGGAAAAGCGAGAUUCCAUCAGCAAGGAAGACCUCGCCCGAGCCACCCUCGUCACCAUCACCAACAACAUCGGUUCCAUUGCUCGGAUGUGUGCAUUGAAUGAGAAUAUUGACAGAGUUGUGUUUGUUGGGAACUUUCUCAGAAUCAAUAUGGUCUCCAUGAAGCUGCUAGCAUAUGCCAUGGAUUUUUGGUCCAAAGGACAGCUGAAAGCUCUGUUUUUGGAACAUGAGGGUUACUUUGGAGCUGUUGGGGCACUGCUGGAACUGUUCAAAAUGUCUGAUGACCAGUAGAGAUGAGCCAUGGAUGGAACAGCCUUCUGUGCGAACAGGGAACCGAGCUCUGCUGCUGGAAAGGGUGAAAGCCACUGUGGGAUGGAAGCCAAGCCAUUAUGGAAGAUGAACCUGCUGGAUUUGUAAAUACUUUAAAAUCCUUCUAGCUGAUCUUUUACUUUGGAUUUUGAGCUUAUGAUUCAAAUUGGGGAAUAUAAGAGUUUUUUUCUGUAUACUGCAUUUAAAAAAAAUUUGUGCAGUGUAGCCAAACCUACCAAUUUUAUGCAUUGACUUUGAAAAAUGGUAUGAUGUUUAAGAAGGACCUGAAAUGUAAGUGCUGUUUAUUUUUCUUCUGGGGUUUACUGAUCAGUGUGGUAAUUUUAACUUCAUUUAGUAAUUACUCUAGGAGAUUUUACCUUUACUUAUAUUUUUCAUGACGUUUCAUGAUUUGCUGUUGGUUUCAAAUGAAACUACAAAUCUGGCACGUUUUACUGUGAACACUAUUUUGUUUGUUCGUUUACCUGGGUUUUUUUUUGGUCUUGUUUUUUUCUGUUUAAAUGUCUUAUAGAAAAAGAAUCCUUCCCCCUGUUUCUGUCCUUGGAUGACUCCCUGUGCCCCUCAAUAUCAUUCUUUAAUGUAAUUGUUCAUUUUUAAUCAAGGUGCUGACCAACUCAAGACAAAGUAAAGCAUGAGGUCUAAAGCUCUCAAAAGUGCCCUUGAAGAAGAAACUCUGAAAAAGUGUUCAUGAGUUUAGUAAGUCCAGCAAAAGCUGAAAAUUAUAUGCAAUUUUGUCUCAUCCCUUAUGAAUAUACCACGUUGUGUUGGAUUUAUUUUAUAUUAGGUUAUAUUAAAUUGAAAUGUUCAAUGAUGAAAUGUCCUCGUUCGUACACAGCAUAUGAAUGGCAGCAAAUCUUUGUGCCAGAUGUUGGAAUUUACAAGGGAAAGUCUCCCAGAGGAGUAACUGUUCACAUCGGGAGGUUCAGGAGAAGUCAUGGGUUGAGGUGUCAUGUAGUAAUAGCUAUGUGUUUUGUACAUGUACGUACCUAGAAGCUUUGUAACAAGGCAUCUUAAAUAAUAAUAAAAGUUUUUUAUUUGAAAUAUUUUAAGCUGAAAACUAUUUCAAUCCCACUUUCUAAAAUUAAAAAAACAAUUGUGAUACUGAUCUCUUUUUUUUUCUGUUUGAAACAUAUUUACCUGAUGGGUAACUUUCAAAUGAGAAUCUUGUACCAAUGUUGAAACACAUGAGAUCUAAUGAUUAGGAACUAAUUAAUCUUUUGAAUUGAGCAUAUUGUUGAAAGGGAUUUUUGAAGGGCAAUAUAAUUGCUCCAUGAUGAAAUUUUCCUUGUCUGCCUUCUCGGCACCAUCUUUGAUUUCCAUAUCUUCAAGUCUUGAAGAAGUUGUAGUUAAUUGAAGUAUUCACUUGUCUGGUUGAAAUAAAGCCUGUUUCUGUUGUGAUUUU
This is a messenger RNA of Vicugna pacos (alpaca), 3509 nucleotides long. Lineage: Eukaryota; Metazoa; Chordata; Mammalia; Artiodactyla; Camelidae. The record is from RefSeq and is a predicted model, not a curated record.